Messenger RNA from Ipomoea triloba (trilobed morning glory), 2412 nucleotides. Its product is annotated as serine carboxypeptidase-like 26. Gene Ontology annotation, cellular component: vacuole. The record is from RefSeq and is a predicted model, not a curated record. Lineage: Eukaryota; Viridiplantae; Streptophyta; Magnoliopsida; Solanales; Convolvulaceae. The transcript has 11 exons. Gene Ontology annotation, biological process: proteolysis. Gene Ontology annotation, molecular function: serine-type carboxypeptidase activity. Bases 142 to 1563 code for a protein of 473 amino acids.
CAACGUUGAUUGAGGUUGAAUGAUUUAUGUACAAAGACGCUAUAUAUUCGCGCUCCUGUUUCAUGUGCGCUAUAAAAAAACUGGGUCUAAAUUCUUGUCUUUUGGUGUUGUCUGAGAAAGAAAGAGAGAGAGAGAGAUUCAAUGAGGCGCCCAUUGCACACACUGUUGCUGGCAGCAUUGUUCUGGGCAUUUCUUGUUCUGGGUUCUUGUAAUUGCUCCAAAACAACUUCAGAUCAAGAGAGAGAUAGGAUAACGUAUUUGCCCGGGCAGCCGCUCAACACCCAGUUCAGUCAGUUCUCCGGUUACGUCACCGUGAAUGAGACCGCCGGGAGGGCACUGUUUUACUGGCUCACUGAGUCGCCGGCGAGUCAAGACCCAGUGGAAAAGCCACUGGUUUUGUGGCUGAAUGGAGGGCCUGGCUGCUCUUCUGUAGGCUAUGGAGCUGCUGAAGAGAUUGGCCCAUUUCACAUCAACCCUGAUGGCAAAACUCUUUACCUUAAUCCUUAUUCUUGGAAUAACGUGGCGAAUUUGCUGUUUCUUGAUUCACCGGCUGGUGUUGGUUACUCCUACUCAAAUACAACCUCGGAUUUGAUAACUGCAGGCGACAACAGAACAGCUGAAGAUGCAUACACAUUUCUUGUCAAGUGGUUUGAAAGGUUUCCUCAAUACAACCACAGAGAUUUCUACAUCAUGGGAGAAAGUUAUGCAGGGCAUUAUGUUCCACAGUUAUCUCAGCUCGUCUAUGAAAGAAACAAGGGAAUCGAGAACCCCAUCAUCAACUUCAAGGGCUUCAUGGUGGGGAAUGCAGUUAUUGAUGAUUACCAUGACUACAUUGGCACAUUUGAGUAUUGGUGGACUCAUGGCCUCAUCUCAGAUUCUACAUACGAGGUGCUAAACAAAUAUUGUGAUCCGUAUUCAGCUGAACAUCCUCCAAUUGAAUGUGUGGGAGCUCUGGCACUUGCAGAAACGGAGCAGGGAGAUAUUGAUGCUUAUAGUAUAUACACUCCUGUCUGCACUCAAACUUCUUCAUCUUCUUCUGCUCGGUUCAAACUAAGGGGUCACUAUCCAUGGAUGUCCAGAGCAUAUGAUCCAUGCACUGCCAACUAUGCACAAGUUUACUUCAAUCUACCAGAAGUGCAGAAGGCAUUUCAUGCCAAUGUGACUGGAAUUCCCUAUCCCUGGGAUACAUGCAAUUAUGAUGUUAAUGGCAACUGGGGAGAUUCUCCUGUGUCAAUGCUACCUAUUUAUCAAGAACUCAUUGAUGCUAGUCUCAGGAUAUGGGUAUUCAGUGGGGAUACUGAUUCAGUGGUUCCACUAACUGCAUCCCGUCGUUCCAUUAACGCGUUGAAGCUUCCAACCAAGAAAAACUGGUAUCCUUGGUAUGACAAUGGAAAGGUUGGUGGUUGGAGCCAAAUAUAUGAAGGGUUGAGUCUUGUGAGUAUACUGGGAGCAGGACAUGAGGUGCCAUUAACAAGGCCUCAACAUGCUUUGACUCUGUUCAAAUCAUAUCUGGAGAACAAGCCAAUGCCAACUUUGUCAGAAACUCUCAAGUCUAGUUCUUAAAGAAUUGAGAAUUGAAGAAUGAAUGAAUGCAAGACAGUCGAGCAAUUCAUCAAACAGAAGAUGGGCAUUGUCAAAAAGAACAAUCAUAAGCGCCAUCGACUUUUCCCCAGAAAAUAAACGAAGAAGCUUCAGCCACAACUGUUGACGCCCCACCGGAUUCAGGCCCCACGCCUUCCGUGAUUAGUUAAGAGGCAACUGUUGUCUUCAUACCUUAUCUUUUCAGUCAAAUACAGCAAGCCCAAGCAGGUAAACCGUAAGCAUUAAUUACAAUUUACAAAUGCUUCUUCUGCUGAUGUUCUCUCGUCGUAUUGCUUCCGCCAUCUUAUUUCUCUCCAACUACUAUACGCUAACCAGCUAAUCAUUGUGUAUUAAAGCCUUAAUCCUUUCCGCAUUAUUUUAAUCUUCCUACAAUGGCUACAGCACAGAAAUCUUUAAAAAGAUCGUAUUUUUAUAUGCUCCUCUACAUGUGAAUUGGUGAUGCUGCUUUGUCGGCCAAUACUAAUAUGUGGAAAGUACGCACCCCCAUGUGCGCCUCUAACCUGUUCGGUCAAAUGCUUCAGUUAACAAGCAUAAAAUCUUAAUCUUUUUUUUUACUCUCAACCUGCCUGUACGUUUUAAUCAACAUUUUACUAACAUUCUCAACUUUGACAAUAACUGUAAACUGUGUGCUCCAUGCAGGGAUCAGGUUGAAGAGCAUUAAUAGCAGUAAAUGUUAAGACAAAUGAUGUGAAAAGUAAUUACUCCCUUUUUGACCAGUUUUGCUAAACCCAAUUGUGAACGUGAUUAGUAUCAUUAAUGUGAAUAUUUUAUAUUAAUUUUUCCUGAAGUGGCUAAGACAUUUUGGAGAUC